AUGUGUGCGCAAGUGGAGCAGCGAAUGACGCAAGACAACCACGAAGGGACGAAAAGUCAAGAAGAAAUUAUGCAGGAGCAGGAGGCAAAAAUUCGAAGCGGGGCCGUUCACGACCUUGUUUCAGAUGCGCCACUGAAUUAUGCCGCUGCAAGGACGCCUGAAGCGUGCUACGAGUGGCGGCAAACUAGUGGAACACCCAAGAAAAUCGACCGCACGUCGCUGCUGUACGCCCUGGCCAACCUGAAUCGCCACACUGAGCAGCUGCCGAUGGAUCUGUCCGUACCCCGGGACGACCCGCGCUCCGGAGUGGAGCUGCGAAGCAAGGCCUCGAAGGAAUGCGGCGUUCUGAUGAAUGACCUAGCAGGCGGGUUCAAAAGCGCUGAUCUGCUCCGUCCAAAUGGAAAUGCGCUAGCCGUUCCUGCCGGCGUCGUUUUGCCCGAGACCAGGGAAAUCUUUGAAUCGCGGCAGCGAAAUUUGAUCGCAGCUUUUGUCAAGUGGUACCCGCUGGCAAUGCAUAAAAAUAUCGCGGAUCAUAAUUUUACGCCGGAAGUAGAACAAGUUGGGCACGGCCCACGUGAAGCUCCUUCUUCUUCUUCGCAAACACGGAAGGACACGAAUUUGUCGUGCUUCAAUUUGUUCAGCUACAUACCGCCGCGCUCCUUGCUUUCCUGUUCCUAUCUGGACAUGGACCUCACCAAGAUGGCUCUCGGCCAGAAAUUUACGGAACAGCCGAAGACGCUAGAAGUGGAACGGGAGGCAAGUUCCGAUGAAACUGCAAGAACUACAAGUUGUAUCACGGACCGGAGUGUCUUUUCCAAGCAAGCGGAGGACGUUCAUCUCUCCGCACAAAAUCCGUACACUGUUGGUGUUGCAGAACAAGCCGCAUCUACUUCGGUAGUAGAAGAUAACGCAAACGACCCUUCAGUCACGACUUUCCUGUGCGGUCAGCGACCCGCACUGUGGACGCUUUAUCCUCAGUAAAAACGUAGUACCCACACCAGAGUCAGGAUGGGGAUUUUGCAACACAAACCUAGGAGUUUUGUGAGUCACACAUGACAAGUUGCACUCUGCAGUGUAGUGCAGGUUAGCAAGUGCAGCCGCAUCACAGAUUCAUCUGCUGAUCCUGUUCACAGCAUCACAAAUUCCAAAACACGAUUGGAAAUGGCUCUCAUGGGGAUGCGCAUUACAAGUCUUCCUGUCUUUGCAAAUCUGCAUUACAGCUCUGGUGUGGGUACGUUUUUACUCAGAUACGCUUUUGCAAGGGCUCUACUCGGAACCGACCUUGAGUUUAGCGGUGGUAAAGAGGUAUGCAUUGCAAAAGUAUCGUACGUAGUAUCUAUAAAUUGCAUAUACAAAUUUUAUCAGAAAGAAUAGUGGAAUUUGUAAUGCUAAUUCAGGUAAAAAGGUAGGUUUGUCAUGCAAGAUUGCAAUUAGUACGAGUGCGAUACUUUUGCACAGGAUAAGAGGCUGCUGUUGGCAAAAAAGCCUCGCCGGCGGACUGCUGCAGGUGGUACUACCACGACGUAUGCAAGAACUUCUACCACGUCCUCGAAAGGCCAAGCUGCAGAGAACGGCGAGCAGGACAGUCUGUUUCUCAUUCCGCGAGUCUGUUUAAACUACGUACAGCUGAGCGACACGGUGGCAAUACGACGGGAGAAUAUCAAACACAAACAGUGUUUCGAGCCCGACGAUUCUCGUGGGAAACGAGCGGUAGAACCAGACGGACUCCUUACCGAGGAUGACAGAUUGUGGCUUGGAAGGGCACAAGCGCUCGACCCGAAGGUGGGGAUCACGGUGACGACGCCCUCCAUGGCGGGGCCGGGAACCGCAACGCACAGGAUAGAGGACUUGACUCCUCGAAGUUUUACGCACCAACUCCCGCUUCACACUCUGCCUUUAUCAAAUGCAAAAAUGUCUGGGUCUGGAAGGUUGCACCUUGUGAUGCUAAUUCUGGAUCAUGCAAAAAUCUGUGUUGCAUGAAUGCCAAAAGUUGUCCACUUUUGACGGAGCUGAGAGGAAGUUUCUCAUGCAGGAUAAGUAGGCAUGAUAGGAAUCCCACAGAAUCUGUCAUGCUAGUUCCUGCAUUCCAGAUGACAUGGAUCAUGGAAAAUCUGCAUGACAAGUUUCGGAAUCUUCCAGACCCAGACAUCUUUGCAUUUGAUAGCCUUCGCACUACACUCAUGUCCUGUUCGGAAUUCUACACUUGUAAGGAAGAGGACCGGAAAUAUUGUCGUGCUGGAGGCUGUGCUGGGAAAAAGUAUGGGAGACAGAGGCGCGUCUAGCCCUAGAACAUGAGUCUGUAGCUAGACUCAGUCUAAGAGUUGAUCGUGAUCAUCUCGUAAAAUAAAGAAUGCCUCGCAAGUAGUAGGAGCUACUCCUACUUCAAUUUUUACUUUUUCCGUGCGUGCCGGUCCAGGCAUGAGAAUUGCAAAUUUGCAGUCGAUAAGCUGAUCACUCUUGCGCACGUAAACAAAAUUAAGAGGCAAAGGCAGCAGCAGGGGGCCCAGAGCGGAGGCCUCACGACCAGUGGCACAAGAACUGAAUUACAAUCGAGCCGCGACCAGCACUCCCAACAUGAUGAAAGAACGACAGAAGCGAACCAGCCCUCUCCAUUGGAAAGUGAGUUUAUCGAGAUUUUGCGAGUAUGAAAUGCAAAAAUGUCUGGGUCUGGAAGAUUCCUACAUUUGUCAUGCGUGUCUGACAUGACUCAAGAAUCUGUGAUGCAUGGGCACGAAGCGGUCCUCUUCUCUGUGAUGCAAACACGCAGUUUGCCAUGCGGAACACGUAACACAUAGGAGCCCAAAAAAUUUGUCAUGCUUGGCUCCGUAUUGCAGUGGAACUCUCGUUCACUUUUAGCAUCACAAGUUUCCAGACCCAGACAUUUUUACAUUUGAUAGCGAGCACGCGAAAGCGACCUGGAUGUUUGCUUCCUCAAAACCGCAAACCUGGGAAACCUGCCCGGCGCGCGCACCGUGAGUGUGGCUGGAAACUGCUUGGAGCACGACUUUCUCUGGUGCGUUGGGUUGGAGGUUCUGGAUAUCAUGCUGCGCAGGGCACAAAUCCAUGCCGAGGUCGUGGCGGAGGGCCUGCUACGUCUUGAGCAAACAAGAACAAAAAUGUCGAUGCGUGAACAAGACGAGCAGGGUGGUGACGACAGUUCUGCCGAAGGUAAAAUUCAAGCAAAUACAAAUGCAACUACAGCUAAACAUAUGGAGCAGCUGCACGACAACAACCACAACAUCGCGCAGCAUUUCGUCCAGAUGAACAGGAUUUUGGACGCUCUUGUAUCAACUGUAAAAAUGUCUGGGUCUGGAAACUUGUGAUGCUGGGUGGCGUCUCAUGAUGAGGCUACAAAUGCUGGCUCAGCAUGACAAGUGUUUGAGCUUCUAGGUGUUGCCUAUUCUGCAUGACAAACUGCUUCCUGCAUCACAGAAAAAUGGAGCUCUUGGGUAACGUGCAUGACAGAUGUAAGACUCAUGCCAGACAAGCAUGACAAACAUGCAUUCAUCCAGACCCAGACAUUUUUACAAUCCAUAUCUUGUCUGGGUCAGCAAAAUGAAUACCUCUUCGCAGGAGGAGCGUGAUCCGAGUGGCACGCCGUUUCCGAUUGAGAACAGCUUGCUAUCAAAUGCAAAAGUGUCUGGGUCUGGAAACUUGUAAUGCUGCAUUGGAAACAGUGAAUGCUCUGUAAUGCACCACCAAGCAUGAGAAAUAUCUGCGCUUCUUUGUGUUGCGUUUUUCGCAUGACUGCAUGACCGGCAAAAGGGUCUCUUGGACACGCAUGACAAACUUUUUGGUCAUGCCAGACAAGCAUGACAAAUCUCGCAAUUUUCCAGACCCAGACACUUUUGCCGCUCAUACUUGCCGAUGUUCAGCAAGAGCGGCACGGGAACUGCUGGGACGACCGCCAAUCGCGAUUUCACCCUGCAGAAACACGCCUGUGACCGGAUCCGCAAACUGCGGCUCAUGCUGCAGGACCGGGAAAGUGGAUUGCCAUUGGGGUUCAAAGAACUCUUUGUUCCGGACGAGGAGGGCUUUUUUGACGCGGAAGGUGAAAAUGGGGGUCGUGUUGCAAGAAAUGAAAAACAGCGAGGUGGUAAAAGAAAAUUGACGGCGUCCUGUUCGAUAUCCUGAGCCGUCGCGAGGCGGACGCGGGGGUUUGGAGAUUUCAGCUGGACAUCGAAGGUCUUCGAUGAACUACUGUGAUUGAUGCGAGAAUAAAGUAUCGAAAAAAUAAUGAGAAAAAGGAUGGCACAACCGUCAAGAAGAAAUACAAGGGUUCCGCCUCGGCUCCUUCGUACGUCGUGUUAGAAUAGAAAUGAUCACUUCAUCAAAUCCAAAUCGAUCUCCCG
This is a messenger RNA of Amoebophrya sp. A120, 4352 nucleotides long. NCBI's taxonomy places the organism in Eukaryota, Dinophyceae, Syndiniales, Amoebophryaceae. The record is from the annotation of a GenBank genome assembly.